CCUCCAGAGCAUGCGCGGAGCUGCGCCGGCUGGGAUCGCUAUGGCAGCGGCGCCGCCUUGGGCCGAGUGUUCGCGCUCCAGCGCGGGCCAGGCCGUCUUUGCAGCCCGGGACACGGCUGCUUAUCGGGCAUGAACUGGGCCCCUCACUGUGGCCUGCUGCCCUGCCUUCCGCCGCCUUCGUUGCCGCACCCCGACUGUUGCCCCGCGCCGGGAACAUGCCCCUGGACACCUACAGCUACCUGCAGGUCGUGGGCAGGGGCAGCUACGGGGAGGUGACGCUCGUGAGGCACCGGCGGGACGGCAGGCAGUAUGUCAUCAAAAAACUGAACCUCCGAAAUGCCUCCAGCCGAGAGCGGCAAGCUGCUGAACAGGAAGCCCAGCUCUUGUCUCAGCUGAAACACCCCAAUAUUGUCACCUACAAGGAGUCAUGGGAGGGAGGGGACGGUCUGCUGUACAUUGUCAUGGGCUUCUGCGAAGGAGGCGACCUGUACCGAAAGCUCAAGGAGCAGAAAGGGCAGCUUCUGCCUGAAAGUCAGGUGGUGGAGUGGUUCGUUCAGAUUGCCAUGGCUCUGCAGUAUUUACAUGAAAAACACAUCCUUCACCGAGAUCUAAAAACUCAAAAUGUCUUCCUAACAAGAACAAACAUCAUCAAAGUGGGUGACCUAGGAAUUGCCCGAGUGUUAGAGAGCCACUGUGACAUGGCCAGCACCCUCAUCGGCACACCCUACUACAUGAGCCCUGAACUGUUCUCGAACAAACCCUACAACUAUAAGUCUGAUGUUUGGGCUCUGGGAUGCUGUGUUUAUGAAAUGGCCACCCUGAAGCACGCUUUCAAUGCAAAAGACAUGAAUUCUCUAGUUUACCGGAUUAUUGAAGGAAAGCUGCCACCAAUGCCAAAAGAUUAUAGCCCAGAGCUGGCAGACAUAAUAAGAACAAUGCUGAGCAAAAGGCCUGAAGAAAGACCCUCUGUGAGGAGCAUCCUGAGGCAGCCUUACAUAAAGCGCCAAAUAUCCUUAUUUCUGGAGGCCACAAAGGCAAAAACCUCCAAAAAUAAUAUGAAAAAUGGUGACUCUAAAUCCAGGCCUUUUUCUUCAGUGGUUUCUGGAAAGGCCGAAACAAACCAUGGAGUAGUUGCCCACCAACCACACUCUUCUGAAGGCUCCAACACGUAUGUAAUGGUGGAAGACAAAGGCUUAUCCCAGGAGAGACACAUAGUCAUUGGCCCCUUGAAGACACCUGCAAAUCUGAAAGGCCACACCUGCAAACCAGACAUGAGCAGUACCACAGAAUCACUAGCUACAAUCAGCAGAGUGAACAUUGACAUCUUACCUGCAGAAAGAGACCUGAGUGAUGGGUUAGUUCAAGAGAAUCAGCUAAGACACUUGGAUGCCUCUAAGGAGCUAGAAGGUAAAUGCAGUAUUUCUCAAGUGAAGGAGAGGCUGCAGGAUAACACUAAGUCCAGCACUCAGUCCGUAAACCUAAUUCCUACAUGCUCCUCUGAUGAUGUCACUGGGGAAAGAAAAGAAAAGCCUCUGCAGCCCCUAAACAAAGACCAAAAGCCAAAGGACCAGGAUCAAGUUGCUGGUGAAUGUAUUACUGAAAAAGAGGACAAAACCCACCCAGGUUUACCCGCAGUCAGCCCUGGGUCUGAAACUUCCCUGUCUCGGCAGCGACGGCAGAAGAAGAGAGAGCAGACUGAGCACAGUGGGGAACAGAGACAGUUCCAGGAGGCUCCACAUCCACUUUUGCCUUCUCUUCCCACUGUUGGAAAAGUACACGUCACACCACCCGAAAAGGAGGCUGAAAACCAAAGUAGGGCAGCCACUGAGUCUGUGAGCAGUUCCAGAAGCAGUGAGAUGUCAUCAUCAAAGGAUCGACCAUUAUCAGCAAGAGAAAGGAGGCGACUAAAGCAGUCACAGGAAGCGGUGUUCCCCUCAGGCCCUUCAGUGAGGAGCACUUCUCCUAGUGCAGCGGGGCCAGGAAAGCCACAAGAAGAAAGCCAGCCCGCUUCUGCUCUAUUGUUGUCUUCUGACCGAUGCUUUGCUCAGAAAAGAAAACUCACCCGGUGUUUCUCUGAGGAGGAGUUAAGUUCCUCUACAAGUUCAACUGAUAAGUCAGAUGGGGAUUCCAGAGAAGGGAAAGGUCAUUUGAGUGAAAUAAGUGACUUGGUACAAUUGAUGACUCAGACCCUAAAGUUGGACUCCAAAGAGAGCUGUGAGGAUCUCCCAGUACCAGAUCCAGUGUCAGAAUUUAAACUUCAUCGGAAGUACCGGGACACAUUGAUACUUCAUGGGAAAGUUGCAGAACAGGCAGAGGACCUCCGUUUUAAAGAGCUACCUUUCGCUAUCGUGCCAGGUUCUGAAAAGAUCAGAAGAAUAGUUGAAGUCUUGAGAGCUGAUGUAGUCCAGGGCCUGGGGAUUCAGCUUCUAGAGCAGGUGUAUGAGCUUUUGGAAGAAGAGGAUGAGUUGGAGAGAGAGGUACGUUUGCGGGAGCACAUGGGUGAAAAGUAUGCAACUUACAGUGUGAAAGCUCGCCAACUGAAAUUUUUUGAAGAAAAUGUGAAUUUCUGAGAAUUUAUUAUAAUACACUGCCAGAACUGAAGACCUAUAUUCAAAGGUGUUUGGCUUAAACAAAAACAAACUUAUAAUGAUGGCUGGAGGCUAUUCACCAGCCUUGUAUCUCUUUGGGUUUUUUUAUUACUAGAAAAAUAAUGGGACAGAACAAAUAUGAAGCAAGCUCACAAAAGAAACUUUGGCUGUCUUGAUCUUUUUGUGAGAAAAAAUCCAAGACUUUGGUUGCUGUUUACUGAGCCUUAAACCACCAACUUUAUAUCUAGAACUUUAUUUUUUUAAGGUACUAAUUAGCUUGAAUACUGGACCAUAUAGCAUUGGAUUGGAAGUUUUAUAUUCUACUGUAGUGAUCAAAGCAACAGGAGAAAUAAAUGAAAGAAUAUGUUCAGUGAUACUACUUGUCAUUGUUAAUAACUUUUAAGUAGUAGUUGGUAAAUUAUUUUGUAAAAAGUCAAUUCAAGAUCCUGGGAUUAAAUUUAAAGAAUAUGAACUUGUAUCUAGUACUUGAGCAACUGAAUUCCCUCUUUACAUAUUGAACAUUUUAUUUCCAUGUAAUAUGCAUGUCUUUGGGUAUACUAAUAGAUAUUUUGACUUUGUAUUUACAUGUUGGUUUUUUUUAGACUUAUUUUUCCAUCAUUGAAAACAUUUCUUAAAUACUUAUUCCUUUUCCAGUUAAGCAAUUUGUAUAUAAAAUCCAGCUCCUUUUAGUUAUGUUGGACAUAUUUGUCUCCUGAAGUUUGUCUUCUUGUACAUCAAGAUACCAAGCUGUUUUUCCAUGUUUUAAAUGUAUGCUUAUAUAUUAUUUAUUUUACUAGUUGUUUAUAUAAGGGGUAUUGCCCACCUAGGAAAUAGUUUUUACAAAAUAAGUCUUGAGUAGUCAAUUUUCACUUGUGUAUUCAAGGGGCUCUAAAAGUGAAUUCUGCUCCAGACAUGUUUUGUUUUUAUAAUUAAAAAUGUAUCUUCUUUGGAAAUAUAUACACACAUAAAAUACUUUAAUGAAAUGUUCCCUCUCCGGUCACUUUCCUGAAGCUGGGAAUAUAGUGAUGAAUAAAUUAUUAUUCCCUGCCCUUACCAUGCUCAUGGCCUAGUUUCUGAGACCUCUUAUUUUUAUUUUGAAAGGUUUGUUAGAAUUCAACUAUAAAACCAUCUAGUCCUAAUGCCCGCUUGGGGGUAGAUCUUUGGCCAACUGUUUGUCUUCCUGAGCUAUUCACCAUUUCUUGCACAUUUCAGAAAUCAACAUCUUUCUGGAAAGUCACUGAUUUACUUAAGUUUCCUAACUUAUUGGUAUAAAGAUUUACAUAUAUUUUCUUAGAAUGAAAAGAUCUCCUGCAUACUUUACUAUUCCAAUUUUAUAUAUUUUUAUUGUUUAAAUAUUCACUCAGUUUUCAUCCUAUUUUUUUUUGUUAUUUUGUGGUUCUUUUUUCUUAAAUACUUGAUAAUUUUUCAACUUUCUUAUUUAAUUAUGAAACACAUUUUUAAGACUGAAUUUUCUUCUCAAUAUACCUUUGGCCACAUUUCAGACUUAGAUGACAUUCUUGUCGUCAUUAGUUUCUAAAUAAUUCUGGCUUUGACUUCUUAAAUAAGUUUCUUAAUUUCCACGUGUUCAGAGAACCAAGGAAAUUCUGUCUCCUCACUCCAGCUACAUUGCAGUUUUGUUACUGAAUGAGCUGCAAGACCUCUUUCCUAAAAUUGUUUUUCCUUGGGGCUCAGUGCAUGUUCCAUUACUGGAAUAGCCAAUAAUGUGAGCAUUCAAUAGAGGUGAAUUCCAUUAUGCACAAUCACUAUUAAAUAUUAUACAAGUU
Artibeus jamaicensis (Jamaican fruit-eating bat) is the source of this 4372-nucleotide messenger RNA. It is a transcript of the gene NEK4, whose product is annotated as NIMA related kinase 4. The record is from RefSeq and is a predicted model, not a curated record. Gene Ontology annotation, biological process: protein phosphorylation. Gene Ontology annotation, molecular function: protein kinase activity; ATP binding. The transcript is spliced from 15 exons. Bases 216 to 2570 code for a protein of 784 amino acids. Lineage: Eukaryota; Metazoa; Chordata; Mammalia; Chiroptera; Phyllostomidae.